Messenger RNA from Musa acuminata subsp. malaccensis (wild Malaysian banana), 1852 nucleotides. RefSeq names its product cytochrome P450 94C1-like. Lineage: Eukaryota; Viridiplantae; Streptophyta; Magnoliopsida; Zingiberales; Musaceae. Gene Ontology annotation, molecular function: oxidoreductase activity, acting on paired donors, with incorporation or reduction of molecular oxygen; iron ion binding; monooxygenase activity. The record is from RefSeq and is a predicted model, not a curated record.
CUCCCUCCAUCUGCUUCCCACUUUCAUCAGAAUGGCAGCAGCAACGGCGGUGGCGGUGGCUGUGAUGACGACCAACCACCUCGCAUUCCUCUUCUUCACCUUCGUCGUGGGCUUCGUUUUGUUUUCGGCGCUGCUGCUGCUGCUGAGGAAGCGCCCAUGGUGCAGCUGUCAUGUUUGCGAGGCCUACCUGAGCUCCUCCUGGGCCGCCGAGUUCGACAAUCUCUGCGACUGGUACGCGCACCUCCUCCGGGAAUCGCCCACUGGUACCAUCCACAUCCACGUGCUGGGGAACACCGUCACCGCCAACCCGGCCAACGUGGAGUACAUGCUCCGCACACGGUUCGACAACUUCCCCAAGGGCAAGCCCUUCUCCGCCCUCCUCGGCGACCUCCUCGGCCAGGGGAUCUUCAACGUCGACGGCGACGCGUGGCGGUUCCAGCGCAAGAUGGCCAGCCUCGCGCUCGGCAGCGUCGCCGUGCGGUCCUACGCCUUCGGCAUCGUGUCGGACGAGAUCCGCCGCUGCCUGCUCCCGCUCCUCUCCUCUGUUGCUGACCGAGGGGACGGCGUCGUGGACCUCCAGGACGUGUUCCGGAAGUUCGCGUUCGACACCAUAUGCAAGAUCUCCUUCGGCCUCGACCGCGGCUGCCUCGAGCUGUCGAUGCCCAUGUCGGAGUUCGCGGCCGCCUUCGACACCGCCUCGAGGCUGUCGGCGCGUAGGGGUACCGCGACGGCGCCGGUGGUUUGGAAGCUGAAGCGGCUGCUCAACGUGGGGUCGGAGAGAGAGCUGAAGCGGGCGAUCCGAAUGAUCAACAUGCUGGCGGAGGAGGUCAUACGACAGCGCCGGAAGCAGGGAUUCGCUUCCAGCCACGACCUCCUCUCCCGCUUCAUGGGCUCGGUGGAGGAGGAGGACAAGUACCUCCGCGACAUCGUCAUCAGCUUCCUCCUAGCCGGCCGCGACGCCGUCGCCUCCGGCCUCACCAGCUUCUUCCUCCUCCUCUCGCGGCACGAGGACGUCGCGGCGGCGAUGCGCGACGAGAUCGCCAGCGUCACCAAGGGCGACGGGGACGACGUGGUGAGCUACGAGCGGCUGAAGGAGAUGCACUACGUGCACGCGGCGAUCUACGAGAGCAUGCGCCUGUUCCCGCCGGUCCAGUUCGACUCCAAGUUCUGCCUCGAGGACGACGUGCUCCCGGACGGCACCUUCGUGAGCAGGAACACGAGGGUGACCUACCACCCUUACGCCAUGGGGAGAAUGGAGAGCAUCUGGGGGCCGGAUUGGGGGGAGUUCAAGCCGGAGCGGUGGCUCCGCGGCGGAGUGUUCACCCCGGAGAGCCUGUUCAAGUACCCGGUGUUCCAGGCGGGGCAGAGGGUGUGCCUGGGGAAGGAGCUGGCGAUGGUGGAGAUGAAGACCGUCAUCGUCUCCAUGGUCACCAAAUUCGACUUCAAGGUACUUCAAGGCGGCCGGACGAUCAAGUUUGUGCCAGGGCUGACGGCGACCAUCAGCGGGGGAGUGCCAGCUCGGGUGACCCGGUGCGUGUCUCGCCGCCUACCAUAGGCCACGGUAGAUGUUGGAUACCUAGUCUUCUUUGGACUUUGCGCACCUAGAAAGGCGUUUAGCGUCGCAUCUCCCCCAUGGCUGCAGUCUGCACAGAUCCAGGAGAACCAAAGAAGCAAAGACGCCGAAAAAAAUAAUCCCAUGUAUGUAAUCGUAGAAUGGAAGUCAAUCGAUUUAGAAUUUAGUUAUGUUUAGUUGCCUCGUGAUCCUAAUUCUGAGGUGGAUCAGAUCCUCGAUCCAUCACCGAUACACCAUUAGAUUCCAGUUCAAAUAAUUGGUGGCUUCUAUCGUCACGUA